Cicer arietinum (chickpea) is the source of this 904-nucleotide messenger RNA. Lineage: Eukaryota; Viridiplantae; Streptophyta; Magnoliopsida; Fabales; Fabaceae. The record is from RefSeq and is a predicted model, not a curated record.
UCUUCUUCAUCCUUCUGCAAAUCCACAAACCCACGAAUCCAAACCCGCGAAUCCAAACCCAUUUUUCAUCCUUCAACAUUCGUUUUUCAUCAAACCCAACCACAUUUAACCUUCAUCCUUCAGUGAAAACGUUUUCAUCCUUCCACAUUUAACCUUCAUCCUUCAGUGAAAACGUGAAUCAUGAAUAGCAACUUUUAGCCUUCAUCACCGGCGAGUUGGUCUGGCGCAGCUUUCAGUCAAUUUAUUUCACUAUCGAGAAGUGUUUGUGGCUUUCUCCAGUUGUUGAAAGGUGGCUUGUAGAGCAGUUUUGCCAAUUGAGAAUUCUUUGGGAGGGAGCAUCCACAGAAAUUAUGACCUUUUACUCAGGCACAGGUUACAUAUAGUAGGAGAAGUAAAAUAUGCAGUCCAUCAUUGUUUGAUGGCUAACCAUGGUGUUAAACUUGAUAAUUUGAAGCGUGUUCUUAGUCAUCCACAGACUCUUGCACAAUGUGAGAACACCCUGGCAGGGUUGGGCUUGGUUAGAGAAGCAGUAGAUGAUACAACGGGUACUGCAAAACAUGUUGCCCUCCAUGAACUACAAGAUGCAGGAGCUGUUGCUAGCUCUGCUGCUGCAGAGAUCUAUGGCUUAAAUGUACUUGCUCGAGACAUUCAGGAUGAUAAUGAUAAUGUCACCCGAUUUUUAGUGUUGGCGCGAGAACCAAUACUUCCAGGCACAGACAAGCCAUUUAAGGUAACACAAGUAGUUCAAGUGAUCAAUGGUGGUGGUUUCAUAAACUAGCCAUGGUUGAAAUGGUUCAGAUGUUGUUAUUUCCCUGCUCCAUAGUCAUAAGGUGUUGCAACUGACUUGAAUCCGUGAUAUUUGGAGAAUCAAAACCAUUCGAAGAUGAAGAAAUGAUGAAUGUCC